UGUGUAGAUAUAUAUAUAUAUAUAUAUAUACUACACACACAUCUACACAACGUUUUUUAAUUCAGUAGAGAAUGUUUAAAGCAGAACUCCAGGAAUUAUUUGUAUAAAUUUGUAUUGGCAAUGAACACGUUCCUGCGUUAAAAAUGGCUGUGUGUAUAAGUGGGUGCUGCAGCGACCGUCGGCUGGAACCGAACAGAAUCAGCAAGGGAGAAUGUCACCAGCACACCGAGGAUCACCAAUAUGGGUCCAAACGUUUUCAUGAAUGAUCACAUAGUUACAGC
Molecule: messenger RNA, 281 nt
Organism: Staurois parvus
Lineage: Eukaryota; Metazoa; Chordata; Amphibia; Anura; Ranidae
Source: the annotation of a GenBank genome assembly